UGAACGUUGAUGGUUCGGGUAAUUCUGAAGAAUGGCACCCAGUUGGAAACCUGCUCUUCGUCUUGCAAAGACCGGUGGCGACGGUCCCUCUGCACCAGGACCACAGAGAAAACACCGGAAGAAACAACAGGUCAAACGGAAAACCAGCGUCCGAGGAGACAAACAGAAGCAACCCAAAGCCAAGAGGUUUAACAACCGUCGCUGCUUUAAAUGUGGAGAGGGAUUCCCCCGGGAAUAUGAGCUGUUGCUCCACCUGCAGACACAUCUGGAUUACAACUGCUACGUGUGCGGAACGCCGUUCGACAACCAAGAGCUGCUGCAGAGACAUCAGGAGGAGCACGCCGAGGAGAGUCUGGGUGUGUUCUCUGGUGAGGCAGCAGGUCCAACUACAGGGCAGCGGCGGGGGAGAGGGAAGAGGACUCACCGGUGUCCGACCUGUGGCAAAGAACUAUCCGACGCGUCCAAGCUGAAGCUGCACGUGAGAAUCCACACCGGGGAGAAACCGUACUGUUGCUCCCUGUGCGGAAAGGGUUUCACUCAGCCAGGGAACCUGAAAACGCACAUGAAAACACACCGAGACGGGAACCCCAGUUUGUUGUCUGCUGGUGGGUUAGGUCCGUCUACGUCAAGAGGUCCUGAAAACCACCAGGAGAAUCACACCGUCGCCACAUCAGCAGCUCAGGAGAACUUCAACUGUCCAGAUCGACCGUCAGCGCAGAAACACAUGACGUCUCAGGACAGCGGAGAGAAGGCCUCUUUCUUCUGCUCGCUGUGCGGGGAGCAGUUCUCUGAGAAGGCACAGUUGGAAGAACACCGGUUGGCUCACAACAACAAGAAGCCUUUCCCCUGCCCUGACUGUGGCAAGAGGUUCCGCAGUAAUUACUACGUCAAGAUCCACAUGCGAAUGCACACCGGGGAGAGGCCUUACCAAUGCACUGAGUGUGGGAAGGGCUUCAUCACAGAAGAAGGGCUGAAGAAGCACGAGAGCGCUCACCGGGGAGAGAGACCCCACCUCUGCCCCGAGUGCGGAAAGAGAUUCAAGCAACAGUCCCAACUUACAUGUCACUUCCGUAUGCACACCGGACAGAAGAGCCACCUCUGCUCCGUCUGUGGGAAGAGUUACUUCAGAGAGUUUGACCUCAAGGUUCACCUCAGAGUCCACACGGGAGAGAAGCCCCAUCAGUGUGAGGAGUGCGGGAAGAGUUUCUACUAUCUACAGGGGCUCCGGCAGCACCAGAGGACCCACGCUCCCAAGCCCAUCGGACCGACCCGCCAGCUAGGCAGGCCUAAGCAGUUGUCCAGCGCAGACAUACCGAACCAAUCACCCAGGACGGGAAGGCCCAGGCCAGCUCCUAGAGUAGAGAGACUCAUGCCUCUACCCAGAGUGGAGAGAUCCAUGCCUCUUGGCCUACCUAGAGUUGAGAGACCCAUGCCUCUAGGCCUACCUAGAGUUGAGAGUGAUCUGGAGAGACCCAUGCCUCUAGGCCUACCUAGAGUUGAGAGUGAUCUGGAGAGACCCAUGCCUCUAGGCCUACCUAGAGUUGAGAGUGAUCUGGAGAGACCUCACUGGCAGUACUGGCACCUUUAAAUGGGAAAUCUUCCAUUUUCAACGCCGAUACAAUUAUUGGAGGACCAAAACAAGCCGAUACUGAUUAAUCGGACGAUUUUUAUAUAUAUGAGUGUGGUAAUAUUUGUAAUAAUGACAAUUACAACAAUGCUGAAUGAACACUUAUUUUAACUUAAUAUAAUACAUAAAUAAAAUCUAUUUAGUCUCAAAUAAAUAGUGAAUCAUGAUCGAUUUGGUUUAAAUCAUGCCAAAACACAGUGUUGGAGAAGAAAGUAAAAGUGCAAUAUGUGCCAUGUAAAAAAGCUAACGUUUAAGUUCCUUGCUCAGAACAUGAGAACAUAUGAAAGCUGGGUGGUUCAACAUUCCCAGUUCUUCAAUGUUCCCAGUUAAGAAGUUUUAGGUUGUAGUUAUUAUAGGAGUUAUCACAUGUUGACUAUUUCUCUCUAUACCAUUUGUAUUUCAUAUACCUUUGACUAUUGGAUGUUCUAAUAGGCACUUUAGUAUUGCCAGCCUAAUCUCAGGAGUUGAUAGGCUUGAAGUCAUAAACAGCGCUGUGGUUCAAGCAUUGCUAAGAGCUGCUGGCAAACGCAGUAAAGUUUGAAUGUUUACGAGCCUGCUGCUGCCUACCACCGCUCAGUCAGACUGCUCUAUCAAAUCUCAAAUCAUAGACUCUAUUAUAAUAUAAUAAACACAGAAAUACGAGCCUUUGGUCAACAAUAUGUUCAAAUCCGGAAACUAUCAUUUCGAAAACAAAAUGUUUAUUCUCUCAGUGAAAUACGGAACCGUUUCGUAUUUUAUCAAACGGGUGGCAUCCCUAAGUCUAAAUAUUGCUGUUACAUUGCACAACCUUCAAUGUUAUGUCAUAAUUACGUAAAAUUCUGACAAAUUAGUUCGCAACGAGCCAGGCGGCCCAAACUGUUGCAUAUACCCUGACUCUGCGUGCAAUGAACGCAAGAGAAGUGACACAAUAUCCCUAGUUAAUAUUGCCUGCUAACAUUCAUUAAUUUAAACUAAAUAUGCAGGUUUAAAAAUAUAUAAUUCUGUGUAUUAAUUUUAAGAAAGGCAUUGAUGUUUAUGGUUAGUUACAUUCGUGCAAAGAAAUGACCCCUAAUUAACCGGCCGACCUCUAGUUUGAACUGCAGAUUGCGCUUUUAAUCCCCGCUACGUUGCUGACAACAUGUAAGGCCAGUUUGAACUGCAGAUUGUGCCUUUAACCCCCGCUAUGUUGCUGACAACAUUUAAGGCCAGUUUGAGCCUUUAACCCCCGCUACGUUGCUGACAACAUGUAAGGCCAGUUUGAGCCUUUAACCCCCGCUACGUUGCUGACAACAUGUAAGGCCAGUUUGAACUGCAGAUUGUGCCUUUAACCCCCGCUAUGUUGCUGACAACAUGUAAGGCCAGUUUGAACUGCAGACUGCUCCUUUAACCCCCGCUACGUUGCUGACAACAUUUAAGGCCAGUUUGAACUGCAGAUUGCGCCUUUAACCCCCCCGAUAUGUUGCUGACAACAUGUAAGACCAGUUUGAACUGCAGACUGCUCCUUUAACCCCGCUACGUUGCUGACAAUAUGUAAGACCAGUUUGAACUGCAGACUGCUCCUUUAACCCCCGCUACGUUGCUGACAACAUGUAAGGCCAGUUUGAACUGCAGAUUGCGCCUUUAACCCCCGCUACGUUGCUGACAACAUGUAAGACCAGUUUGAACUGCAGACUGCUCCUUUAAUGUUGCUGACAACAUGUAAGGCCACUUUCCCGGACACCGAUUUAAGACUAGUUCUGCAUUUAAAUAGCAUGUUCAAUAGAGAAACCGAUUGUUGCUCCAUGGGGCCGUUAUGUAUCAUGUGUCUCAGAGUAGGAGUGCUGAUCUAGGAUCAGGUUCCCUCUGUCCAUAUAACCGUAUUUAUUGGGAUCUAAAAAGGGGGAAGCUGACCAUCAAUCAGCACUCCUACUUUAAGAUGCUUCAUACAGACAGCCUUUGGACCAGACUUAAUCUAUAUCAUCUUCAUACAGACGGCCUUUGGACCAUACAGACGGCCUUUGGACUAGGCUUAAUCUAUAUCAUCUUCAUACAGACGGCCUUUGGACUAGGCUUAAUCUAUAUCUGCUUUAUACAGACGGCCUUUGGACCAGACUUAAUCUAUAUCAUCUUCAUACAGACGGCCUUUGGACCAUACAGACGGCCUUUGGACUAGGCUUAAUCUAUAUCUGCUUUAUACAGACGGCCUUUGGACUAGGCUUAAUCUAUAUCAUCUUCAUACAGACGGUAUUUGGACCAGGCUUAAUCUAUAUCAUCUUCAUACAGACGGCCUUUGGACUAGGCUUAAUCUAUAUCAUCUUCAUACAGACGGUAUUUGGACCAGGCUUAAUCUAUAUCAUCUUCAUACAGACGGCCUUUGGACUAGGCUUAAUCUAUAUCAUCUUCAUACAGACGUCCUUUGGACCAGGCUUAAUCUAUAUCCGGGAAACCAGACAGAUCUAUUAUCUCUGUGGUUAAUCUCACUACUUUUGUCUCGACUGUUAAAAGUAGUGGGAAUUCAUGUGCCUUGCUAGCAUCAGAUCAGAUUGUAUUUGGCACCUGCUCCGAAAACAACACGACCUUACAGUGAAGUUAAGAAAAGACCUAAAAAUAAAAAAUAAAGUAAAAAUAACAAAUAAUUAAAGAGCAGCAGCGGUAAAAUAACAAUAGCGAGGCUAUAUACAGGGGGCACCGUUAUUUAUGUGUGUUCCUCUUCUCCGGGCCCCACCACAGUUACGACAGAGGGAUGCUAACGAGACGCCGUUUGCCUUGAGAGUUUCACUUGUAGAGGGUCCGCACAACAAAACCAAAACAUGAUCAAAAUGAUUUGUAUGCUCUUCUCCUAAUUCUGACUGAGGAGGGCCAAGCACCAAGGUUCAGGCUGUCAUGUCAUCAUCAGUGGGAGGCCACAUAGAGGUGCACUAUUCCUUUACCUUCAGGUUCUGGGAGUGGGUUCUGGGAGUGGGUGAAAAGCCAAGCAAGUGUUAUUUUACUAUGAAGAUUUGUGAUCAACGCCUUUUAAAAAAUUUAUGACCAUCCGUUGAGUCGGGACGCUUGUCUGGUUUACACUAAAUAUACUAUUUGAAUAACUUUAAUUGUUAUUAUUGUCAUAUUACUCUGUUGAAUUGUCUCUCAUGCAUAAGCACUUAAAUGUUUUCUUCUGAAGUUCUCGCAGACGGGUCUCGGUGUCUGUGUGGAACGUCACCACCUGAUUACAACGGUACCUGCGCACAGUAGUCGUGUCAUGAUUAAAUAAAUCAUUGCAAUGAUUAAAAAAAAAA
This is a messenger RNA of Oncorhynchus masou masou (cherry salmon), 4863 nucleotides long. Its product is annotated as gastrula zinc finger protein XlCGF46.1-like. The coding region runs from base 32 to 1588 and encodes 518 amino acids. NCBI's taxonomy places the organism in Eukaryota, Metazoa, Chordata, Actinopteri, Salmoniformes, Salmonidae. The transcript is spliced from 4 exons. The record is from RefSeq and is a predicted model, not a curated record.